ACAAAUGUCACUUUGACAACUCGCCAUUGCUCCUCUGCUGGCGCCUCCGCCGACGUCGGCGUCGAUCGUGCCGCAAAUGAUUUGCGUGCCGUUCUUGCGUUAGCGCUUUUGGUUCCGUGCCGAUUUUGAUUUCCUCCGCUUCUGUUGCAUGCGUCGUCAUCGCAAACAUCGCCCAUUGAUAAACCAGAGCCCACAAGGCAACAACACCAACACCAACAACAGCAAAAGUGCAAGUGAAAAGCAAAAGUGUUGCCACGAAAGAACCAAAACAAUAAACUGCUAAAUUGCAGUUGCCAGAAUCAAAACAAAAAUCAUAAAAAAACAAACCAUUUUGAAAAGCAAUUGAGAAAGGAUUGAGGGAUUUGGAAUUUUCAUAGGCAGAAUUUUCUGAAAAGCAUUAAUCAAAAGCUGUUUUAUCUUUAGAUAAGCUUAAAGUUAUUUCCUAGGUUUCUAAAAAACUUAAAACCACCUAAUAUAUUGUAAAAUGGGCUAAUAUUAGUUCGUUAUUAUGAACAUUAACUAUAAAUCACACAUUAAUCGAAUAUUUUUGAAGGGAACAAGAAACUAUCUUAAGCUUUUAAUACUCCUUAGAAUUUAAAGUAAUGUCAUUUCAAAGACAUUUACAAAGACAACUUCAGUAAAACUUCCUAAAAACUUCAGUAAUAUACAAAAUAUAUCAAAGCUUAAUGAUCCAAGAAAGGUCAUGUUUAUUACUUGUAUUUGUCCAUUGAAAGGAUACAAUUUUAUCAAUUCUCACCAUUUUUAUAUUAACUAUUGUAUUCUCAUUCGUUUAAUAAGAAUUCAAAAUACCUCACGUAUGGAAAAAUCAAUAUUCUCAGACACAGAAAAGCCAAGUUUUAGAUUUAUAAGGUUUCAUAAUCUUAAUCUUUUUCAGACUGUCGUUACCUUUAUUUUUCUAAUAACUUUUCUGCUAAGUUGAUAAUCAGUUAAAACAUUUUAUAAACUUAAAUUUUAUACUUUAAAUCGAGUUUAAAUAUAUUUCAAAUUUAAAACGUUUAUCAUUCUCAAACAUAGAAAGAUUAUUAAAAAUAAUAAAGAGAAUGGAAGGGGCUAGAGUUUUUUAGAUUGCCUUUGCAAUUAUUUAAUUUGCAGAACAGUUUAAAUAAAUAAACAAAUUAUGCAGUUCUAUAGAAAGGCCAACAAUGGUUGUUAUUGCGACAGAAGCCCAUUACCAAAUUAGUCUAAUUGGUUUGAUAAAAUAUAAAAUAGCGGAAACCCAUUUUCCCGAAAUAUUUAAAAGCAAUGUAAAUUGUAUUGCUACCGGUGGCCAAUUACUGAAUAGAUCUAAUGGGUCCAAUCAAAGUUAUAGUUUUCAGCAAUAAAAUAAUGCCAUUAGCCAGCACAAUGAUUCCCCAGCCUUUCUCGAUUGCUGAAUCACAGUUUCGCAUAAAAUCUCUCAUAUAGCUCCAGCCAACUGAAACUGCAGUGCAAUAAAAACAAAAAAUAAAAACAAAAAACAACAAACAAAAAGGAGUGCGAGAAAUGAAAAAAGCAAACAAAAUGUAAGCGUGAUGAUAAUUAAAAAUAAAUACAAAGAAGCAACUACAAAAAAAGCUGAAAUUUACGCGUGGCCGCAACUCCGAAACCGAAAACCCAAAACCCGCAGCAGGAUCUCAACGGAUCUGAUCGCACUCAGCUUCUGGCUGUCUGUGUGCGUGCCUCUCUCUCUGUGUGUGUAUGUGUGCUAGUGUGAGAGUGCAUCCAGAGCCAAGCCAAAUCAAUAAAUAAAAACCAAUUACAAAAAAUAAGAAAGAAAAAAAGAUACAACCUGUACGGCAGACGAGCUGAAGGCAGGAGAAGACAACGACGACCGCGACGACGAAAAAUUGAUACGAAAAAUAAUAAGAGUAAAAAUCAUUCACGACGGCGACCAUAACGAACUCCGCCCUAGCAAUGAGCCAGCUGGGCACCGUCUACGCCACCAAGCGAAGGCGACGCAACGGCAAAAGCCUGAAGCCGCCGCCCAAGGAUGGCGUCACAAAGAGCAAUCCAUCAAAGCGGCAUCGGGAGCGCCUCAACGCCGAGCUGGAUCUGUUGGCCUCGCUGCUGCCCUUCGAGCAGAACAUCUUGAGCAAACUGGAUCGACUGAGCAUUCUAAGGCUGUCCGUUAGUUAUUUAAGAACCAAAAGUUAUUUUCAAGUUGUUAUGCAUAAGGAUAAGGAGGAGAACGGUGUCCUGCCCCACAUACACGCACAUGACGGCUACAGGACACGAGAGCUGGGAGCCUUCGAGCACGGCCUGUUGGAUGGUGAUAUGUUCCUCCAGGCCCUAAAUGGAUUUCUAAUGAUACUGACAUGCGAAGGCGAAGUCUUCUUUGCCACGCACAGCAUCGAGAGCUAUUUGGGUUUUCAUCAGUCGGAUAUUGUCCACCAGUCAGUGUACGAACUGGUCCAUUCGGAGGAUCGCGAGGAACUGCAGCGCCAGCUGCUGUGGAACAGCUUCCUGCCCGCCGACAUGUCCAGCAUGCAGCUGUCGGGGACUUUGGCGCCGGACAAGGCACUCUAUCUGGAGCGCAGUUUCACAGUCCGCUUUCGCUGCCUCUUGGACAACACCAGUGGCUUCCUGCGCCUGGACAUUCGUGGCCGAAUCAAGGUUCUGCAUGGCCAGAACCGCAAGACGGAGGAGCCCCCGCUAGCCCUCUUUGCCUAUUGCACGCCCUUUGGACCACCCAGUCUGCUGGAGAUUCCACAUAAGGAGAACAUGUUCAAGUCUAAGCACAAGCUAGACUUCUCCCUGGUAUCGAUGGAUCAGCGCGGCAAACACAUCCUGGGCUACGCGGACGCAGAACUGGUCAACAUGGGCGGCUACGAUCUGGUGCACUACGAUGACCUCGCCUACGUGGCCAGUGCCCAUCAAGAACUUCUGAAGACGGGUGCCUCCGGCAUGAUUGCCUACCGCUACCAAAAGAAGGAUGGCGAGUGGCAGUGGCUGCAGACGAGUUCCCGCCUGGUGUACAAGAACUCCAAGCCGGACUUUGUGAUCUGCACGCAUCGCCAGCUGAUGGACGAGGAGGGCCACGAUCUGCUAGGCAAACGAACAAUGGACUUCAAAGUUAGCUAUUUGGAUACAGGCCUGGCGUCCACUUACUUCUCCGAGGCGGAUCAGCUGGUAGUGCCAACGAGCGCAUCUCCUACGGCCCACGCCCUGCCGCCUCCGGUGACGCCAACACGACCAAAUCGACGCUAUAAGACGCAGUUGCGAGAUUUCCUCUCCACAUGCCGCAGCAAACGCAAGCUGCAGCAGCAACAAAAUCAACAGCAGACGCAGCAAACCUCGCCCCUUGGUGGCCAGGUGGGCUCUCCUGCUCCGGCUGUGGCCGUGGAAUACUUGCCUGAUCCGGCGGCAGCGGUGGCCGCCGCCUACUCCAACCUGAAUCCCAUGUACACAACCUCGCCGUACGCCAGUGCAGCGGACAAUCUCUACAUGGGCAGCUCUAUGCCAGCCAACGCCUUCUACCCGGUCAGUGAGAACCUCUUCCAUCAGUACCGGCUGCAAGGUGCCGUUGGUGGUUACUACACGGAUUACCCGCACUCUGGCGCUCCGGCCUCGGCUUAUGUGGCGAAUGGUUUCCUCUCUUACGACGGAUACGCCAUCGCCUCGAAGGCGGAUGAAAAGUGGCAAGAGACUGGAAAGUACUACAGUGGCUACAGCAGCGGCUAUGGGAGCCCGACAUCCACGCCACAGCAAAUUCCCCUUAAGACGCCGAAGUCUUCACCCCAGGUGAUGGAGGUGAUAUCCUGCUCCUCGGAUGGACCCUCUCCCGUGGGUGGCGCCACGCCCAAUGGAGCUGGAAGUGUAACGCCGAAAGUGGAAUUGGCCGCAACAACGGCUGCUGCAGUUGGUGGCCAGGACCCUUACGAGCGCCAGACUGUGCUGAUGUGGGGCACCACGCACUCCAGCGGGGUACCACUGAAUAGUCUGCAAGGUGGGCGGAGUGGAACAGGAAAUCCUGGCUCACCACAGCGAUCCACUCCUCUGACCAAUGGACUUGGCUAUGGCAGCGCCAACAACAACAACAACAACAAUGAGCAUGAACCUGCAACAGCGGCCAAGUGGAACGGGACGAAGGAGCUGCCCGGAAAGUCAGCCAGCGCCAGUACACCGGAGAGCUACCAGAUGCAGCAUGACGACUCCGGCCUGUACUCCGCCUCAUCGCACACAACCUCGCCCCAGCAGCAGCAGCAGCAACAACAGCAGCAGCAGCUCCAACAGUCGCAGCGAGGAGUUGGUUCCAAUGUUAGCGCCCCCAGCAGUUCCCUUACCAGCACGGGCACAGAUCAACAGGCGGUGCACCCACCCAGUUGCCACCAACAACAACAGCAACAGCAGCAGCAACAGCAACAACAUCAUCACGCCCACCCGCAUCCACACUCGCAUCAUCACCAUCAUCAUCAUCAUCACCACGAGACGGCGCAUCAGCACGGCAGCGAGAUCAUACUCACCACCCAUCAGCAGCAGCAGCAACAGCCGCAGCAGCAGCAAUCGCUGGCUGGUUAUCCGCUGCACCACCAGCUGGUGGGAGUCGGAUCAGGAUCACCGCCACCGCCACCAGCCACGUUGUCCCGCUCGCCCACUGCUCUGCCAGCGGUUAGCAGCCUGCUUAAUGGAUCAGCUUCAGCAGGAUCAGCAUCGGAUAUACCCUAUCAACAGCUGGCCAUUGUGUCCGCUCCACUGGUGAUCUGCGCCGAAGAGUUGGGCGGAGGCGUCAGCAGCAUUGGACGCAAGUCGUCCAAGCAUCAACAGUCCCUGCAACAUUUGCAGCAACAGCAGCAGUCCCUGCAGCAGCAGCAACAUGCAAUAUAUCAGCAGCAACAUCACCACACGCAGCAUCAUCCGCAUCAUCAGCUGCUCUAUCCGGCGAAUAUUACGGCGCACACGGCGCUGGCCUAUGCCCCGCCCACUGCCGGUGGGGCGUAUGCCGAUGGCAGUCCGCUGCUCUCCUUCUCCGAGGUGACCAACACGCUGCUGAACCAGUGAACGUUGUGAAUGUCGUGAGAGGGGAAGUGAGGAAGGAAGGGAACCGUUCAACAGUUUUGCCAAAAUGUGGACUAUGACUAUCGUAUCUUCCAUAAUCUGAACCAGCUACGAAUGGAUAUAGCCAGCGCACGCCAUUCGUCCACCCAAUCCUUGGUUGAUUCUCAGAAAACAGCAGCAUCCGAGAAGAUUUCUAUUUAUUUUACUGUGAUAAUUUAUAGAUACAUUGUAUUGUAUGUGACACUAGGUUUUACCCAUUCAACAACAUUCCAUAUCAAGCCGUAAUAGCCGUAUCCAAACUUCCAGGGAAUUGGGAAUGGGUACUGCAACCUUAACCAGCACAAAGUUAGGAAGCGAACCCCCCCGUUGAUCCUAGGCAAUCAUAGGGUAGAUGGCGGGCAGCUUCGACAUUCAAUUUCAGUUGUAGUUACAACCAAAGAUUUCUCUAACUUAUACCUAUAUCAUUUUAGCAUAAUACGAUCCAUCCAAUUGGCUUCGAAUUUGUUGCGCCAAAACAAACUUUAGUUACACUUCAGUUACACUCGUCAACAGAGUAAGGGAUAAAUGCCUAAAUAGUUGCGUUAAAGAGGAGUGCUUAAGUAGCAUUUAAGUGAAUAACAGAUGCUUGUAUCCAUAUUUAAUUGAACUUUAGACGUAACGAUUAAUGCAAGAUAAAGUAAUUUUCAUGAUUCCUAUCGUUUAGCAAGUAAUUAAAUUAAUCCGUAAGCGGUAUAAAUCCGUAAACACAUAAUGUAUUGUAUGUUUAAAGUUUUCUUGGAAUUUCUAGUCGCCCGCAUAAAAACAUUUACUUAUAAAUUAAACAAAAUACCUUAAAAUGUACACUUCAAUGGUAUACAAACUCGUAUGUUUUGCAAUUCGGCAGGCAAUACUGUAGGUAGUCUGUACUACUUGUAUGAGGAUAACCGACUAUUGGUAACCGCCAAUGAAUAAGCUAUCUAAAUUACCGCUUCAAAUUCGAUGAUUGAUUAUGUAUUCGAAAAAAACAAAAAUAAAUUUAAAAUGUAGAUAAUCUGUCAGCGAAUUAACAAAACAUUUAAUACCAUUUCAAUUAUAAAUUUAUAAAAGAAACCCGAGUGCAUGUAAAGCGCGCCUAUCCAAAACAA
Messenger RNA from Drosophila eugracilis, 6119 nucleotides. RefSeq lists its product as uncharacterized. Gene Ontology annotation, molecular function: transcription cis-regulatory region binding; protein dimerization activity; nuclear receptor activity. Gene Ontology annotation, cellular component: nucleus; aryl hydrocarbon receptor complex. The record is from RefSeq and is a predicted model, not a curated record. Gene Ontology annotation, biological process: regulation of transcription by RNA polymerase II. NCBI's taxonomy places the organism in Eukaryota, Metazoa, Arthropoda, Insecta, Diptera, Drosophilidae.